GCAUUACUUAUGUAUGUACAAAAUGUACUUAUGUACAUAUGUUUCUUAGUAAGCCACACGCACGCUGGCCCCCACAAAUAAAGAGUCGAGAAACCGAGGCAUACCCAGAGAAACGAGCCCACGAGCGAACGGCGGGUAUUCUCAGUCAAACAACAAACGCAACUGAAGUAACAACGGAUCCGCGUACCGCCCCCUAGAAAUAAAAGUGAAAUUCUACGAGUCUUGCAACCCGGUCUAUCCCCCAAGGUGUAACGCUUCCAGAAAUCAACGGAAUUAAAGCGAAAAUCCCAUCCCGCCCAAAAGUUAUGAUAAUUGUGGAGUGCCAAUUGUGACCUGACUUCAUGUUCAAGCUGCCCAGCCGCGAGAGGUUCGGAGUCUGGGUGCAGCGCCUCCUUGUCAUUGCCCUGCACCUUUGGCACCGCAGCAGCAUGUCCUUUGCCCGCGGACGCCAGGAGGCGCUCAAAUGGAUUAAGCGCCGCCUGGCCAGGAGACGAUGUCACACCGACACGAACACCGCCGAGUCAGGGCGAGCAGAAGCAGCUGUUUCUGUUUCAGAUUCUGGUUCUGUCUCGGAAGCAGGAGCAGAAUUAGCCGAGAUCUUGGUACUGAAUGACACCCAAAUCGAUGGAGACGCCGAGGAGAGGCCAGCCGAAACGAUCCAGAUCCUAGAGUCCCCGCCAGCUAAAGUCUUGACCAAUGACAGGGACAUGAAAGAGGUUAAAGCAGCGCCCAUUGCCCGCAACGAAGAGGUGGAUGAGGUGGAGGUGGAGGCUCCUCUAGAGGUUCUAGAGUCUCUGGAGGAUCCAGAGGUGGAGCAGCUGUCGGCAAACGCUAAUUAUGUGUGCUGUCGAUAUCCGGCAACAAGCUCCACCGCAUCAGCAGGCACUUUGAACCGCAGCAAGUCGCGGGUUCACAAGUAUCUCAAGAAGUGCAAACAGCGCCUAACGGGUCAGCAGCCAAAGACAAGUCCAAAGACCACCACUACCACCAUCAUCCUGGUAAGGAAUGAGCCAGCCAGCAUCGAGGAGAGGGAAUCCGAGAAUGAUGACGAAGAGGAGGAGGAGUUACAGAAGGAACUGGCAGCAGCGGAGGAGGUGGACGAGGCUGAGGAUAGCCCUGGCUCCUACACGGAUGCCCUGCCCAUCGACUGUAGCUUGGAUGCCGGCCAGGAGCAACGGGCGGUCCUCGAGAUGGAGCCGCCACAUGAGGAAGUUUCACGACAGGAAGAGCCAGUCGUCGAAGGUAUCCCAAUAUCGUUACCCACUUCGAGUCCAAUCCCCCAGCUUCCCCAGCUGCCCGACGAUGUGGAGGCCACGCUGGGCCAGCUGAUUGACAGCCAUCUGUCGCACAUUUAUCCCGUCUACUGGGCACGCACGCGUGCGAUAUUAAUCGACCAGGCACGUGAGCGGCUCGUGUGCGGCUUCGACGGCAGCCUGGUACGCUUCGAGGAGCGUUUCCUAUGCAAAUUUGCACAAAUUGCCGCCGCACUCCGUUCGGCCCAUCAAAUUGGCGAGUCCUGGUUAUGGCAUCCCGGCUGGCCGCUGGCAACGUCCAAUGGAGCUCUGGUGCUGCAGCUGAGCGACGCUGAGAUUGCGCACGCACUUCGCCCGGCGGAGCUGUAUCUCUGCAUCAAAUUGGAAGCAUCUGCGGAUAGCGAAGCAGACUCCAUUGCCCGGCUCUAUGCUGUUUGGCGCUCAUCCCGCAAGGAGGAGAGCGUCCAGAGUCACUGCAUCGAUCACACAAAUCCCCGCCAGCUACCACUGAGCGUGCUCCAACUGGAAAUGACCACGGCAGCGGCAGCCCUAAUGGCGGCAGACAGCGGUGAAUUGCCGCAAUUGCUGCAGAAUCUGCUGGUGAGCGUGGAGCGUAGCAUUGAGCGUGUGUCGCUCAAUGAGUUGCAACUGCAACAAAUGCAUCCAGGAGAGGAUCUACUGGAUGAGGCCAACAACAACAACAAUAAUAACAAUAACAAUAAUAAUGGUUGCAGUCACAGCCAAAGUUUGGUGGGAUCACCCAAGUGUGCGUUGCGACGCAGCGAUUUGAUAACCAAAAACAAACUCUUCAACAGCCGGUACAUGCUCCGGCGUCUGACCAAUCGGCAGGAUAGCAUGAACUCCACCUCGUCGGGCAACAGCAAUGUGAGCGACAGGAGCAGCAGCUCCAGCUCUGGAUCCAGUGCCGGCGAGGAGCUGCAGUGCAGCAGCAAUGAGGCCAAGAAGCGGAACAGUAAUGGCAACGAGGCCAGCGGAGUGUCCACAUCGCCGGCUCUACCUCUCUUUUGCCUGGGCAACUCAUUUCCGCACAUUGAUAGCGAUGAGGAGCCAAGCGAUUGCGGCGGAGCGGAGAAGCAUCACAGUUUGGAUACUUGCGAAACGGAGCUACUGCCUCCCAGCUCGAUUGCUGAGCUGCCCGAGAAACUGCUGACCAGCGGCGUCUACCUACCAGGCACACGCACCCUACGAGGCGACCCACUUGUGAGCGUGGAUGCGGCCUGUGUGGCGUCCGCCGGCCUCAAUUGCUAUGAGCUGGCUACGCUGCUCCUCUACUACAGCACAAUUCCAGAGCGCAGCUCUAGCUCCUGUCCACGUUCCACCCCGGCAACACCCGGAACGACGGCAACAAUCAAUGGCCAUAAAAGCUCGGAGCAACUGCAGCAGCAACAACCCGCCCCACAGACAUUUACCAUUUUAAUUGCCAUCGAGAAGUCUCAACAUUUAUGCGUAAUCGACUUAAUUUGCCAAAGUCUCAGACUCUUAGCCAAGCAAAUUGGCAAUUGUGAAAUUUUGGCCAUUUGCAGCGAACCAAGUCUAUUGCAAUUGUGCAAUGAGCAGCAGCAAGAGAAGCAGCAGAACAAUAACAGUGAUCACCAGGAGCCGUCGUCAUCGUCAUCAUCGUCAUCGUCGUCGUCGUCGUCGCAUUUGGUUAAAUUCAUUAGCGUGGACCAAGUCACGACAAGUGUUGCGCCAUCGCAGCUCCCCGCCGCCGGUUUGAUGCCCUCCAUACCUGCCCUCGCGGCGCUACCCGGUUGCGGGCAAGGCUAUCACGACACGGCCAAGUGGCGCGAGUUCUUCGCCCAGCUGGAGGCCUUCCAGCGGCAGUGCUCCCUGGCCGGCGGCAGGCUGGUGACGGCCCUCAGCGAUAUACGCUCCGCCGAUCUUCAGGGAUUGCCCACGCGCCGCCAGCUCUACGGUCAGCAUCGGGCACUUAGUCGUGCGCUGAUGGAUUCGCAGCUGCACAGCCUCCGCAAGAUGGGCGCCGGACAGUUGAUGCACCUCCAGGAGCUGGCCAGGGGCAUAACCUCUGCCCCUGGCCAAAGGAUGAGCAUAUCUCAGCCACCGUCACCGACUGCCAUGGCCUCUGUGGCCACAUCCUUGAAUCCGGAUGCUGCCGGGAAACUACGCAAGGUGACUCUUCUUUUCAAUGAAGUGGAUCGUGCUGCCCAGAGAUUGGAGCAACUCACAGAGCAAAGAAGGGAGCGCCUUCGGCAAUUGACCAGACAACGUGCCCUCGAGGAUGAGAUCAAAGAGGUCACCACUUGGCUGGGAAGCGAUGGAGCGGAUAAUUUGCAAAAGUUUUCACAAUUGCAAUGGGACAACGAAUCGCAGCUGAGGACCCAAGAGCAGGAGUUUGAGAAAUACUAUUUUAUAGCAAUGAAACAUCUGGCCAAGGGACGCGAUCUGCAUGCCGCCGCCCUCAAGGUGUCCGUUUUGAACGAAAGCGCCAACAACCUGAAGACCGCCUUGGAUCAAUUUGCCCAGAAACUGGAGCUGGCCCAUGAGCGCUAUGAGGCUGCCGCCCGUCUUCUUCACCUGCUUACCCAACAUCAGCGGGAGACCGCUGCCCGUGAGGAGCUGCAACGCCUGGCAGAUCAGCUGGGCGCCUCAGCUCUCUUGGAGAAGCACUGGCCGGCAAUGCGUAAGAGUCACUCCCUCCCAGUGGCUAGUAGCACACCUGCUCCCGCUUCCAGCAAAAGAGUUAGUUACCGCUGCAGUUGCAGUGGUAGCUCCUUCGAGGGUGGACCCUCAAGCAGCAGUUGCAGCUGCUGGCGAGAGAGUCGCAACCUGGAUGACAUGGACCAGAUGGAGGAGGAGGAAGAGGAGCUAGAUCGCGUCUGUGACGGCGGUGAGGGAGAGGAGCAACAGUCCAAGAUUGCCGACUCCGGUGUAGGAGUCUGCGACAAUUGUGAACGCAACCCGAAGCUGGCCAGGAUCUGCUCCUGUCAGAGUCUCAACGAAAAGAGUCACGAUGAGCUCAUGGAAGACGAAUGCUUUGAUCGACCUUCCAAGCGCUACAUGGACAUGCAUUCUCCAAUGGAGGCGAAUGCCCAUCUGCAGUGCCAUGGCUCCAGUUUGGAGCUGCCCAAGCUGGAGGAGCUAAGCUGCCUGGAUCCCAAGAUACAAAAAACGCUUCUAUUGAUCAUGCGCGAAAUGAUUGGUACCGAACGCGACUAUGUGCGCUCCCUGUACUACGUGAUCGAAAACUAUAUAGACGAACUUCUGCGAGAGGAUAUACCCCAGCCCCUUCGGGGACAACGCAAUGUGAUUUUUGGCAACAUUGAAAAGAUCUUUGAAUUCCACAACUCACACUUUCUGGGCGAAUUGGAGCGUUACGAACUGAAUCCGUUGAAGGUUGGAGCUGCCUUCCUGGAAAUGGAGUCCAAGUUCUAUCUAUAUGCGUUGUACAAUAAGAACAAGCCCAAGAGUGACACCUUGCUAAGCGAAUAUGGUAGCUCCUUCUUUAAGCCCAAGCAGAUCCAGCUUCAGGAUAAACUGGAUCUAGCCUCCUACCUCCUGAAACCAGUCCAGCGGAUGGGCAAAUAUGCCCUGUUGCUCCAGCAAUUGGUCAAGGCCUGUCGCAGUGUCGAAGGUGCUGCUCUCCAAGAGAUUGCCGCAGAUGUUGAGGAGCUGCAGCGAGCGGAGGAGAUGGUCAAGUUUCAGCUAAGACAUGGUAAUGAUCUGCUGGCCAUGGACUCACUACGCGACUGCGAUGUCAAUGUCAAGGAGCAGGGCAGAUUGUUGCGCCAGAAUGAGUUCCUUGUUUGGCAAGGACGCGGUGGCAAGAAGACGCUGCGUCAGGUGUUCCUCUUCGAAGAACUGGUGCUCUUUAGCAAGGCGCGACGCUUUCCCGAUCAUAAGAAUCUGGACAUCUAUAUCUACAAGAAUAGCAUCAAGACAUCGGAUAUAGGACUAACAGCUCACACUGGCGAUUCGGCCACCAAGUUUGAGAUAUGGUUCCGUAAACGCAAACCAGAUGAUACCUGGAUGCUGCAGUGCAUGUCGGAGGACAUUAAGAACUCCUGGACAGAGGAGAUCUCCAAACUGCUCUGGAAGCAGGCGAAAAGAAAUCGAGAAAUUCGUCUAGCGGAGAUGUCCUCGAUGGGCAUAGGCAGUAAGCCUUGCCUUGACAUUCGUCCCAGCAACAACCAGAUUAGCGAUCGCUCCAUUCCUUUGGCGCAGUUAAACAAGACUCCCAAGCUGCGUCACUCGGAGCCCGGCAAGGGCAGCAUGCGGCGACCCAAUUCCCUAAUCUCGGAGAGUUCUCUGUCCAGCGGAACUAGCACCACUAGUGGCUCCUCCAUUAGUGGUGCCUCAUCCUCUGGCCAUCACGAUGGAGGCGGUCGACACAGUUUGCAUUUUGGCAAGCUGCCGGGACCACACAACACCAGUUCUGCGAAUAAUUGUAGUGCCACCUUGGAGCUAAUCAACGAGACGCAGACACUGAAGCUGGUCAAGUCACCAAGUGGCGGAGGAAUCAAGAGCUCAGAGUCUGGCGACGCCGAAGGAGGCAGUUCCAGUUCCAGUCUUGCAGCUGGAAGCGGAAGCGGAAGAGUACAAGCAGGACUUGGGAGCAGCAAACGACACCACAAACGAUCGACAACCAUUGUCAGCCAACUGUCCAUGGAGAGCGGCAUUGUCUCCGACAUGUUCGUCACCCCGGAUCAGGAUCAACCAGCGGCAGCAGAGAGCAGCCGGAGCAGCUGGUCCACAUCCACAUCGGCCACAGCAUCGGCAGCAUCCACAUCGAGUGCCUCCACGGUGAUCCUGCGACGCUAUCGGUCCUAUGCCCAUGCAGCGGAAUCCGCCAGUCCAGAUGGUGGCAAAUAGAAGGAGCUCCUGGAGCAAGAGCAGCGAAUUUAGGAUUAGUAAAACCCCAUUUAAUAGCUUUAGCAGAACGGUUUCACCAUCGGAUCCAGAUAGAAGAAGCAUUAUCGAAUCGAUCGCUUAUUUUAUUUCAUUAUUUUUGUUAUUUAUUAUUUAUUACCAUUUACUCGUAUAUUUCCGUUAAUUUUUUGUCAUAUUCGUGCAUUUCAUUUUGGCCAAGAAAACCCCGAUGGAAAUGAUUGAAUUCAGCGUGUCAAUAUCGAAGCCUAUUUCAUACAUAUAAAACCCUCGAAAACCACACACAAUCGAACGAUCCACAACACAACACACCCACAAGAGCACCACGAAGUGCCUAGCAUAUCUGAAUCGAAGUUCAUUACGUACAGUUAGUUAAUAUGUAAACCUAAGUGCCUACAAUUAAAUAAUAAUAAACGAAAGUAAACAAAAAAUAUAAAUAAAUCUACGAUAUACAAGUGUAUCUUUAAAUAGUUGUGUAAGCGAAAA
Molecule: messenger RNA, 6605 nt
Organism: Drosophila serrata
Lineage: Eukaryota; Metazoa; Arthropoda; Insecta; Diptera; Drosophilidae
Gene: Pura
Product: Puratrophin-1-like
Molecular function (GO): guanyl-nucleotide exchange factor activity
Source: RefSeq, a predicted model, not a curated record